AUGAAGGGGGUGAGCAUGUUGACGAUGGCGCGCGCGGCAUGGGCGGCGGUGCGGCACGCGGUGGUGGUGCCGCUGCUGCAGCUGGCCGUGUACCUCUGCGCCGCCAUGUCCCUCAUGCUCUUCGCCGAGCGCCUCUACAUGGGGCUCGUCGUCGCGGCGCUAUGGCUCCGCCGCCGGCGCCGUCAGCGCCGCAACCCUGGCAGGAACAAGGGGGGCGACGACGACGUCGGCGACCUGGAGUCCGGCGCCGCAGAGGACCUGCCCGUGGUCCUGGUCCAGAUCCCCAUGUUCAACGAGAAGCAGGUGUACCGCCUGUCCAUCGGCGCGGCGUGCGGGCUGUGGUGGCCGGCGGACAAGCUGGUGAUCCAGGUGCUGGACGACUCGACGGACGCCGGCAUCCGGGCGAUGGUGGAGGCGGAGUGCCGGCGGUGGGCGGGCAAGGGGGUGCACAUCCGGUACGAGAACCGCAGCAACCGGAGUGGCUACAAGGCGGGCGCCAUGCGGGAGGGCCUCAAGAAGGGGUACGCCAAGGACUGCGAGCUGGUGGCCGUGUUCGACGCCGACUUCCAGCCCGACGCCGACUUCCUGCGGCGCACGGUGCCGGUCCUCCAGGCCGACCCGGCGGUGGCGCUGGUGCAGGCGCGGUGGCGGUUCGUGAACGCGGACGAGUGCAUCCUGACCCGCAUCCAGGAGAUGUCGCUGGACUACCACUUCUCGGUGGAGCAGGAGGUGGGGUCGGCCUGCCACGGCUUCUUCGGCUUCAACGGCACGGCGGGGGUGUGGCGCGUGCAGGCGCUGGCGGACGCGGGGGGCUGGAAGGACCGCACCACCGUGGAGGACAUGGACCUCGCCGUGAGGGCGUCGAUGCGGGGCUGGAGGUUCGUCUACGCCGGCGACGUGCAGGUGCGCAACGAGCUGCCCAGCAGCUUCAAGGCGUACCGGUACCAGCAGCACCGGUGGUCGUGCGGGCCGGCGAACCUGAUGCGCAAGAUGUUCUGGGAGAUCGUGGCGAGCCGGCAGGUGUCGGCGUGGAAGAAGGUGCACGUGCUCUACGGCUUCUUCUUCGUGAGGAAGGUGGUGGCGCACCUCGUCACCUUCCUCUUCUACUGCGUCGUCAUCCCGGCCUACGUGCUCGUCGGCGGCCAGGACGUGCGCCUGCCCAAGUACGUGGCCAUGUACGUGCCCGCCAUCAUCACCCUGCUCAACGCCGUCUGCACCCCGAGGUCCUGGCACCUGCUCGUCUUCUGGAUCCUCUUCGAGAACGUCAUGUCCAUGCACCGCUCCAAGGCCACCAUCAUCGGGCUCGUCGAGGCCAGCCGCGCAAACGAGUGGGUCGUCACGGAGAAGCUCGGCUCGGUGACCUCCACCCCUGCCGCGACGACCACCAUGGCCACCAACAAGGGGGCAAUGAAGAAGAAGAAGAGCCAGAGCAGCAUCCUGGCGCCCGAGAUCGUCAUGGGGCUAUGCCUGCUCUACUGCGCCGUCUACGACAUCUUCUUCGGCCACGAUCACUUCUAUGUCUACCUCCUCAUGCAGUCCGCCGCCGCCUUCGUCAUCGGAUUCGGCUACGUCGGCUCCCAAUGA
This is a messenger RNA of Triticum turgidum subsp. durum (durum wheat), 1584 nucleotides long. The record is from the annotation of a GenBank genome assembly. Lineage: Eukaryota; Viridiplantae; Streptophyta; Magnoliopsida; Poales; Poaceae.